Molecule: messenger RNA, 1171 nt
Organism: Coffea arabica (coffee)
Lineage: Eukaryota; Viridiplantae; Streptophyta; Magnoliopsida; Gentianales; Rubiaceae
Source: RefSeq, a predicted model, not a curated record
AAAGAUCCACUUUCGGAGAAUCCGGGUAGGGUAGGGUAGGGUAGUGUUUUUCUUACAAUCUGGCGAGACCAUUUGUAAAUAGUUGACAAAAUCUGAUUAGGGAGGAAAACAGUUUGCUUGUGUUCAUCCCAGAGAGCAGUAAACUUUUUAUAAAAAAUUUCAGUUGUAAGAAAGUUCCUGAGAAGGCAUAAUCAGCAAGCGAAUUUCACUCCCAAACAGAACCAUGAUUUUGGGCACAUUUGCUGUAGACUUGCUCCGCUGUUUUUUACUCAAUUAUUUGUUGGUAUUCUUGUUUGGCGACAAUUAUGUGCAAUCUUAGUUGUGCUAUCUGAAUAGCCAAUAUUUUUGCAGUGAUUCUAACAAGAAAACAAAAACUGAAUCAAAACCUUUUUGAUUGCUACAUGCCCUCUGUUUUAUUUAGAGCACAAUCUAAGUCUGGCAAUGCUUGUUUCACCUGUGACAGAAUUCUUCAGGAGCCAUUUAACUUCUGUUCUCUUUCAUGCAAGGUUGAUUACAUGGUAUAUCAUGGGGAGGAUUUGUCAAGUAUCCUAUAUAGGUCUGAGGAGUCUGAUUUUUCUGUGUCUCAAUUUGAGAGAUUACACGUGGAUGGCCCUGAACUCCUUGAUGAUGAUGGUCAAAUUACCGCAAACUCCAUCUGGGAGGAGGACCCUUUAGUAUAUAGAGGCUUAACAUGCCCUUAUACAUCCAUGGACAAUUCAGGGAUUUCAAUGGAACCAGAAGUGGUGAAAAAGAAGAAAACGGGCAGUGGAUUUCUCCCUGGCAUUGAGCUCUCCUUGAGUAACAGGAGAAAGGGUGCUCCUCAUAGGUCUCCACUGUCUUGAAAAUGAUUUCUCAAAAUAAUUUACUUGUAGUAGCAGCAGCAGCAGCAUUAUUGUAUCACCUAUUGUAGUACCAAGCACUAUUAGAUUUGUGUCAUUUAUAUUUGUAUGAGUUGUAGCUCCAGUACUUUGGUGGAUUGGAAUUGACUGAAUUUGGCGAUUCCAUUGUUAACCAUAGGUGAUGGUCAAGAGCCUGUAUUCGGAAAAUAAGCUGUUGACCAUUGCCGGUUUUGUUUGUACCUGCUGUAAUGGAAAUUGCCUUGGCAUAUGAUUAGGGUGCUUUUAUGUACCAAUGGUUCUAAUUCUGUACCAUGAAUAAGGUUUUUGAUUCU